Messenger RNA from Psilocybe cubensis, 456 nucleotides. Its product is annotated as mRNA stability protein. Gene Ontology annotation, molecular function: protein phosphatase inhibitor activity. The coding region runs from base 1 to 456 and encodes 151 amino acids. NCBI's taxonomy places the organism in Eukaryota, Fungi, Basidiomycota, Agaricomycetes, Agaricales, Agrocybaceae. Gene Ontology annotation, cellular component: cytoplasm. The record is from RefSeq and is a predicted model, not a curated record. The transcript has 4 exons.
AUGAAUCCCUUCCAACGCAAUAAAGUCGACAUCAGCAACCUGAACCCGCAAGAGCAACAGCUAUUUGCGAAAUAUGGAAAACUGCCAACACAUAAGAGCGUCCUCAUGAAGAUGCAGAAGGAUCGGAAGUACUUUGAUUCUGGAGAUUACGCUCUUUCAAAGGCCGGAGUUGCUCCCCAAAGCACUGUUGGUACUGCGAUCCCGAAUCCGGAGAAUAUCCCUCAUGCAACUCCGGGGAACGGUCACAACAACGGUGCACACCCUAUUUCGAUUUCGCCCACAAAUUCGACUAGCCCCGUAAAUAAAGAGAGCGGACUGGCAACCAAUGAGAACACAAAUGUUCCGGAUGAAGACCAAACUAGUGUUGAACCCGAGGCCAACGCCGAGUCUACGACCGUCGUCGAAGAGACAACCACAUCCGAGACUGUGGUCGAGGAAAUCAAGGCAGCUGUGUAA